AUAAAUAAAAACCAAAAUCCGGGCUGGACCGGUAGUGGACAGGCCCAAGUUAACACAUAUAAGAAACGAUUCCAAUUAGGGUUUCUCUUCGGAGAGUUUUGCGUCACCGCACGGACACGACCAGUAGCACCUACAGCAAUGGCCCCCAAAAAAGGUGGAAAAGCUCCAGUUCUAGCUUCUAAGAAGAAACCUGAGAAGGUUACGAACCCGUUGUUCGAGAAACGUCCGAAGCAGUUUGGAAUUGGAGGUGCGUUGCCACCGAAGAGGGACUUGACCAGAUUCGUUAAGUGGCCAAAGACUGUUCAGAUUCAGAGAAAGAAGAGGAUUCUGAAGCAGAGGUUGAAGGUUCCACCAGCUUUGAACCAGUUCACAAAAACCCUUGACAAAAACCUAGCAACCAGCCUGUUCAAGAUUCUUCUGAAAUACAGGCCUGAAGAUAAGGCAGAAAAGAAAGAGAGGCUUUUGAAAAGGGCUCAGGCAGAGGCUGAGGGCAAAACAAUUGAAACUAAGAAGCCUAUUAAUGUGAAGUAUGGUCUCAAUCAUGUUACCUACCUCAUUGAGCAGAACAAAGCUCAGCUUGUUGUGAUUGCUCAUGAUGUCGACCCAAUUGAAUUGGUUGUGUGGCUUCCAGCAUUGUGCAGGAAGAUGGAAAUUCCUUACUGUAUUGUCAAGGGCAAGGCUCGCCUUGGAACAGUUGUCCACAAGAAAACUGCAUCCGUUUUAUGUUUGACAACUGUUAAAAAUGAAGACAAAAUGGAGUUAAGCAGGGUCCUAGAAGCAAUCAAGGCAAACUUCAACGACAAGUAUGACGAAAACAGGAAGAAGUGGGGAGGUGGAGUCAUGGGUUCCAAAUCACAAGCCAAAACAAAGGCCAAGGAAAGGCUUAUUGCCAAGGAAGCUGCCCAGAGGAUGAAUUAGGAGUUUUGUUAUAUGUUGUUGCUUUGUCCUACCAUUUUUGUGUUACUUUUUAUGCAAAUUCUAUUUUACUUGAAUCUAAAGUUUUCCCCUAGUUUGGCAUUACGAAUUAUGACCACCAAAACGUUUGUUAUUUAUAAUAGCCAUAGUAUUUCUUUAAAA
Molecule: messenger RNA, 1077 nt
Organism: Cicer arietinum (chickpea)
Lineage: Eukaryota; Viridiplantae; Streptophyta; Magnoliopsida; Fabales; Fabaceae
Product: large ribosomal subunit protein eL8y-like
Biological process (GO): ribosome biogenesis
Cellular component (GO): ribonucleoprotein complex
Molecular function (GO): RNA binding
Source: RefSeq, a predicted model, not a curated record